This is a messenger RNA of Suillus paluster, 327 nucleotides long. RefSeq lists its product as uncharacterized. The annotation marks the transcript as partial. The transcript has a single exon. The record is from RefSeq and is a predicted model, not a curated record. NCBI's taxonomy places the organism in Eukaryota, Fungi, Basidiomycota, Agaricomycetes, Boletales, Suillaceae.
CACCAACCAAAAGAAUCAUGCUUGUACAACGACUGCGUAAAUGAUAGGCUGAAAAGAUGUAAGAACCCACAUAAGUGCACUACAAUGGCAGAGAAAAUACUCUGCAGUCUCCUACCCAAAUACAACCUGUAUACAUCCCCAAGAAAAGAUGACCUAACACUAACCCACAGGAGAUUAGAAAAAAAUGUGCAGACAAGAAGACUACCACCACAAGAAAUCACCUUCAACCCAUCCAUCACAAUCAAAAACAACCUUUCCGAUGGCUUCCGCAUCUUCAUCAACCCAACCAGACCCAUCCAUAUACCAGCUUACCGCCUCCAAGCUCCA